This is a messenger RNA of Colletotrichum godetiae, 2038 nucleotides long. RefSeq lists its product as uncharacterized. The transcript has 3 exons. Lineage: Eukaryota; Fungi; Ascomycota; Sordariomycetes; Glomerellales; Glomerellaceae. The record is from RefSeq and is a predicted model, not a curated record. Bases 339 to 1832 code for a protein of 497 amino acids.
UCGUUGGGACGAGCUCAUACUUCUCGGAAUGGUGGGAUGGCCUCCUGCUGCUGAUACACGAAGUACCUAAGGCAUACCAGAACGAUCGCAUUAACAUCUUUGGUCACCUCGUCCCGUGAUUUACGGCCAUUGCUUGUCGCAACAUUUUUCCGCUUUUCAUGAGGUUGCGAAUAUAAUGUAGCUACCUUAGUGCCAACAUCAGAGUCGCGCCGAAGGAGGUUGGUGCUUUCGACUUGCAGUUGCUUACCACGGUCCUUUCGCAACAUUUGCCGCAUCACUAUGAUGUCCGCUGCAGCCGAACAACGUUUGUACAAUGCGUUUCUUGAUGCUGUGUAUAGAUGUUCAUUUCACCGACGCUAAUUGCUGCUACAGCUGAACUUAUCUCGAUGAAGUCUCGAGUCAUCAACAAGUUCUAUGAGCCCUUAGUCCUCCUCAAAGCAUUGAACGAUGAAAUGACAAACCUGGCCGAGUUUGUCGAUCCAGAAGAUCUCAACUAUCGCGGAGACGUUAAGAAAAUCUUCCAGGCAUUUGUAUACAAGCUAGCCCAUGUUUGCGACAGUAUCCCGGGCAACGGGGGCGGCACUGUAACCUCAAUCAUGUUGCUUCGCGGUUCUGGGAGCGCAAAGGUUGAGUAUCACCUUGCAUCAAAUCAGCGAAGUCACAAUGAUCUUGAAAAUAUUAGAGCUUACAUUCGACAUCUACUCGAGCGAGUUGACAGGGCAUCAACGUCAGGAAACGUCUCGGAGCUGCGCAAGGACUUGCUCAACGCAGUGCUCUGGUUCAACAGACCUAGAAUCAACUCCUAUAUGAGUAGACUCGAAACAGAAAUCCAGCUUUGCAUCGACAAUAACCGAGAUGAGAACUCAACUGUCCAAGCCCUGAGGAGGACUCUAGACCUACUUGGAUUUCACCAUGCCAGAAUGGCUACCCAGUCCCAGUACCUGCACAGAUGUAAUAUCCUUCUCCACAAUCUGAUAAGCUUGAAAGCGUCGGAGGUUUGGGGACACAUCGACCAACGAGCCACAGGAAUUCGUCUGAAUGGAGUAACAAGCAAUUCCUCUGCUUGUUGGCCCGAGACGCGACACAUGGUUAACCGCCUUCUGUCAUAUUGCAAGGAUAUUGAGUUCUUCAUUCUUGCAAAGGACAAUUGGCCUGAGAUAUUCCGUAACUUCGAAAUCUUGGCCUGUCCAUCAAGUCAGCCGAACAAGUGUCCAGGGCGGAACAAGAGUAUGACCGCCGAAAGCAUCGUUGGUCGCAUGACCCGCAAAGAACACCUCAUCGAAAGGUUUAGAGAAUGUGUUCAUGACCUGCAAAUCAUGCAUCUGGACCAAAGGAUUAAGACAGAAUACCAGAAAGACAACUUUCGCCCCAUUGUUCACUCAGAGAUCUUGCUUCUCAAUCACCUCGAGAAAACAGCUGGGAGUGUUUCGCCCACCAGAUUCUUCAAGGAUUGGAUGUAUAUUGGUAGUAGCAAGCCCAUCUGCAGGCUUUGCGAGUACUAUUUCGAGGAGCACCGGUCCGGCGUCGAGCACCGGAGCAGUCAUAAGAACCUUUACAUCAGCUGGCGCCUGCCUGAUGUCCUCCGUUCCGAAGGCGAUGGAGGAGAAGAAAGGCGACAAGUUAUGUUCGACAGAUUGCUUCAGAGAAUUCGAAAAGAUGCUUUCGAUCUAGUGGAGAAAAAGGUGAGGCCUACAUUGAGAAAUCACGAUUCCAUCACCUCAUCCGUCAGCAUGACUCUGCAAGGGAAUUGGAGCGAGCCGUCCGACAUAUCGGAGGUCUUGUCUUCAAUGGGAAGCCUGAGAUUGAAUAUCGACGAACAUUCUGAGGAAUAGGUAAUGCAGAGAGUCAGGGGAUCUAAUUGGAAUGUCAAGGCAUCUUCACGAAAUUCAGGUUCAAUAUCAGGAUGCUUGUCGCCAAUAUUUGACGCAUGAAGACAAGAUCCCACCGGCGAGCUGCUUGCCUAUAGUAGGACUCGCAUUCUUAUCCGCUAACUGUCCUAGUUAAUUAUUAGCGCAGUAAUAUGGCCGAGCUCAGUCAU